Messenger RNA from Syngnathoides biaculeatus (alligator pipefish), 2037 nucleotides. RefSeq names its product amphoterin-induced protein 1-like. Gene Ontology annotation, molecular function: protein binding. The transcript has 2 exons. Bases 233 to 1720 code for a protein of 495 amino acids. Lineage: Eukaryota; Metazoa; Chordata; Actinopteri; Syngnathiformes; Syngnathidae. Gene Ontology annotation, biological process: brain development. The record is from RefSeq and is a predicted model, not a curated record.
CCGACUUUAAUAUUCUUGCUCUUCUACAUGGAUUUCAACAUUACAAUGGCUGAAUUUCUCUCUAUCCCGUGUCUUCCGGCGGUUAUUUGGCCAGCAGCUCCACGGAUGGGCGCCGCCCCCAGCAUAAGAUUUAUCGAGAAGGUGACGGAAGUGAUGAGUCCAGCCUUCAGCCUCCUCCAUCCCAGCUUCUCCAACUCCAUGAUUCACCUGCACUGCGAAGAGCACUGACACAAUGGUGAGAUUGUUCACACCUCGUCGGUCGGCUCCGAGGAGGAGCAUCUUUCUCCUGGUGGCGCCUCUGCUUUUGUCAUCGCACGCCAGCGGACAGUACAUGGGAGGCCCGCUGGACUGCCAAAAGACCUGCGUGUGCGCCAGCGACAUCAUCGGCUGCUCCAGAGGGAAUCUCACCAGCGCCCCCGUCCCUCUUCCGAAGUACACGACGGUGCUGGACCUCAGCUUCAACUCCAUCAGCAGACUCCGAGCCGAAUGGACGCCCGUCGAGCUGAGUCGGCUCCACACGCUGCUGCUGAGCCACAACGGGCUCUCCUUCCUCUCCUCGGAGGCGUUUGCGCAUGUGACGAAGCUGCGCUACCUGGACUUGUCUUCCAAUGAGCUCCGCCAGCUGGACGAGAACAUGUUCGAGCCCCUGGAGGACUUGCAGGUGCUGUUGCUUUAUAAGAACAGCAUCUCGCAGAUAGAUCGCUCCGCCGCCUUCUCGGGUCUGGCUAGCCUGCAGAAGCUCUACCUGAGCCAGAAUCUGAUCUCACGCUUCCCCCUGGAGCUGGUGAAGGAGCGGAGCCGCAUCGAGACGCUCACGCUGGUGGACGUCUCCUCCAACCGAAUCAAAGCCCUGCCAUUUCAUGAGCUUCAAGUGCUGCCUGCGUGGAUUACAAACGGCUUGUACUUCCACAACAACCCCUUCCCGUGCAGCUGUGAUCUUUUUGACAUGGUCGCACGGUGGCACCUUAAAGAUCUCAGCUCCGUCGUGGACUUCAAGGAUGAGCACACUUGCGUCCUUGCGGGUCAGCCCAAACGAAAAGUGUCCACCUUGGAAUUGGACAGAGCGUAUUUGAACUGCAGCGAGGUCAAGAUCUUGGACAGGCAAGCCUAUCUAGAGCAGGUCGUGGUGUUGGACUGCGACACCAAGCAGAGAGACUUGGUCAAGAACUGGGCCUUGCCAGGAAACUUACUGGUGUCUACGACAAACACGAGCGCCGUGAUGCUUCCGGAUGGAAGCCUUCAGCUCGGUCCUUUGAAGGAAGACGACUCGGGCGUGUACACCUGCUACGCCACCGGAGACAUCCUAAACGAGACCCUCUACGUCACCGUCGUCGUCUUUAACACCACCUCGACCGCCGGCUUAGAGAACCUGAAGACGGCGUACACCACCCUCAUCGCGUGCCUCAUCAGCAUAGUGAUGGUUUUUAUUUACCUCUACCUCACCCCCUGCCGCUGCGCCUGUUGUCCAGGUCAGAAUCUGGAGAAGAAUGACCCGACGGGGAGUCUGAACUCCUCCACGGACAGCAUCCCCCAAACCCAGCAGGAGACCGGAUCGGAAAGAGGGAACGGGGGCGGCAAAGACUUCCCCAAUGACACCAAGGACCCGCUGGAGCAGAACGGGAGGUUGAACCCAAAAGGUGGAGAUGAUUGGAAGGGGGUGAACAAAAAGAGAAAGGGUUCCAUCAGUUCUGUGAGCUCAGACACCCCAAUGAUGGUGUGAGUGUUUGCCACAGAGAGCCUGCAUAACCACUGUGCAUACAUUUGAUGCAAGAGUCCAAAUUACCCAAAAGACCCGAUACGGGAAUGCUUUGACUUCCUUGUGUUUGUUCAUCAUCCAGGCGGAAUGCUUUAUUCCGGGCAACGCGGACAAACCUCCUUCCUCAACCGGGCAGUUAUUGGCAUCCAGGGAGCUUUCUUUGCUCAGGGGACACAAAAUGAGAGAGAACCUGAAAGGUUCUGGGCAUUAGCGCCCAACCCUGAGCAAACCAGACAGCCACAAAAGCAUUAGCGCAGUCACCGUGCAGGCAAGCUUGGGCC